CGGGAAAGUCGGGCAAUCAAAGAAACGCUCUGCGCCUGCUUGAAAGUUAAUCGGCUUUAUUUGACGCGACUCUCUUUCUCUGCGCUGGGGGAGAUGCGCAGGCUGGGGCGAAGCCACUCUGCACAUGCUCGGAAGUCCUUUGUCUCUGGCUGGCUUUUCUCCCGGAGGAGGAGAAGCGGAGGCGUUGCACGGGUUCCGCGGUCGGCUCCGCCUCGCUGCCUGGCUUGGCUGAAUAGGCGAGCGGCGGCUCAGCUGAUGCAAGCGGCCCUCCCCGCCGCUGCCUAUAUAAGCCGAGCUCGAGGCGCCCCCGCCGCGGAACCUCCCUUUCCGUGUCUUCGAGCCGCCAGAGGCGGGCUGGGUGCCUUUCCAUCAGCAGUGGCGCCAGCGCUGCGGGGCCCGAGCUCGGGUCUUUUUCAACCAAUCGGGACAAGCUUCAUCCAAAUUUUUUUUCUCUCUCCUCCCUUCCUUGUUACUUUUACUAUUUUUCUCCCAUUCUCUUAUUUGGAAUAUUCCUGCAUUUUUAAAAUCUCAAGAUGGUGCAGAAGAAAACUGAGCUUAAAGGCUUCCAUCGUUCUUUUAAGGGCCAGAAUCCUUUCGACCUGGAAUUCUCUCGGUCCACUCACCUGGAAUCUGUCUUCAAUUUUGAAUGUUCUUCUCGGCCCGAUAUGCCUUCGAGUCAGCCCAUCGACAUCCCCAAUGCCAAGAAAAGAAACAAGAAGAAAAAACGCUGCAGAGCCACGGACAGUUUUUCAGGGAGGUUUGAAGAUGUUUACCAGCUCCAAGAAGAGAUCCUCGGAGAAGGAGCACAUGCAAAAGUCCAGGCCUGUGUUAACCUCAUUACUAAUAAGGAGUACGCAGUGAAGAUAAUUGAGAAGCGUCUUGGACACAUCCGAAAUCGGGUAUUUCGAGAAGUGGAAAUGCUGUAUCAGUGCCAAGGACACAGAAACAUCCUGGAGCUGAUUGAGUUUUUUGAAGAAGAGGACCGGUUCUACCUCGUGUUUGAGAAGAUGAGAGGAGGCUCCAUCUUAACCCAUAUCCAUCGUCGACGCCAUUUCAAUGAGCUAGAGGCCAGCAUGGUGGUGCACGACAUAGCCAGUGCCCUUAAUUUCUUGCACAAUAAAGGAAUAGCACAUAGAGAUUUAAAACCAGAAAAUAUUCUCUGUGAGAGUUCAAAUCAGGUGUCACCGGUGAAAAUCUGUGAUUUUGAUUUAGGAAGUGGGAUCAAGCUGAAUGGUGAUUGUUCUCCCAUCUCCACCCCAGAGCUCCUCACUCCGUGUGGUUCAGCAGAAUAUAUGGCCCCAGAAGUAGUGGAGGCCUUCAAUGAAGAAGCAUCCAUCUACGACAAGCGCUGUGAUUUAUGGAGCUUGGGAGUCAUUCUGUACAUCAUGCUGAGUGGUUACCCCCCUUUUGUGGGUCACUGUGGAACGGACUGCGGCUGGGACCGUGGUGAAGCGUGCCCUGCUUGCCAGAAUAUGCUGUUUGAAAGCAUCCAGGAGGGGAAGUAUGAAUUUCCAGACAAGGACUGGGCUCACAUCUCUUUUGAAGCUAAAGACCUCAUUUCAAAGCUUCUUGUAAGAGAUGCCAAAAAACAUCUGAGUGCAGCCGAGGUCUUCAAGCAUCCUUGGGUGCAAGGGUGUGCUCCUGAUAACACACUCCCCACUCCAAUCAUCCUACAAAGGAACAGCAGUGCCAAAGAGUUGACAUCGUUUGCCGCCGAAGCCAUUGCUGUCAACCGUCAGUUAAUGCAGCACGAGGAGGAAGCUGCGGAGGAGAUCCACCCCAUUAUCAUCAAAGCUACCUCAUGCUCUAUGCACCUCUCUCCUCCUUCCGAAUCCAAGCUGGCCAAACGGAGACAGAAGACCAGCAUGGCUAAAGCGAACGCCACCCAGCAUCUGGUGACCCCCUUGGUCUUGGUUGGGGAUCACAUGUGACUGCCUUUCCUUAUAUACGUCCAUUCCUUCCCUCACCCCCCCACCCCUUCUGUGCUUUUCGGACAAAAAGGUCUGCUUGAAUAGCUUAACAAAAGAUCAAGAUCCAAGUUGGCUGGUUUCCAAGAAUUCUUUUCUGUCUUUGAUCUUGUUCGACACAGGCUGUUUUGUUUCUUGUUCCUUUUUGUUUCUCCCUCUUUCUCUCUCUCUCUCUCUCUCUUUUUAAAGCUAUUUAAAUUCUAUUCCUCCCUUCUCUUGUUUCCCCUCUUCCCGGUGCAUUUUGAUAACACACAUAAUUUUUCCUUAAAAAGUUAAAAAAAAAAGUUGUCCCUUUCUCCCUACUGAAGGAUAGCUUAUCUGGGGGAGGGGGGGGCUUCUGUUCUUUUUUUUUUUCCCUCCCUUUCUCUCAGCUUCUUGUACUGUGAAAAGAGGGGAGGGAGAAACCCUUUCCCCUUGUCUGCCCCACCUCCCAAGCCUGAACUUUUUAAACGUAGCAUUUUUAUGUUUUGGAGAGUGUUUGCUUUUUUUUUAUGUUUAUUUUAAUUUUGUUCUUGCUAUUGGUUUCUUUUUUUAAAACAAACAAACAAACAUAACUACUCGGAUUCUGUAUGGUUUGAGGGUCUUUUUUCCCCAAAAGCACUGGAGUGACUGAAGGUGGGGAGGAGGGAAACAAUUGCAGUCCGUGGAUUGUAUGAAUGUUCAUUUAUGGGGAAAAUGUAGGGAAAUUGCAGAGUCUUCCCUAAAACUGUAUAGAUUCUAUAAGCUGAAAGUAGUGGUAUCUGGGAUAUAAACAGAAGGGGGAAUUGGGAAGAGGAAGCCCAUCCAUAUAGGGCAGAAUUCCUUCUCCCCAAGCCCUGGCACCGUUCACAGCACUUAUUUUGUAUUUUGUUCUUUUUUUUUUCUCUCUCAAGGGGCCAAGCUGCGGACAACACAAGAACCCUAUUUUGUUUCAAUCCAGAUAUGUCCUGUUAACAUGGGGUGGUCCAAUUUUUUUUUUAAGAGUAAAAAGGAUGUUUUAGGAUCUACUAUAGUGGAAUCUAAUCACUUCAUGGGGUUUUUCCCCUGUUUGAUAAGGAGAGAUAAAAGGUAAAAAAAAGGUUUACCGAAGUAAAAAGGAAAGAUUUUACUCCCUUCCAUAGAGUAACCCAGUGUUUUCUCACCUUGGCAGCUUGAAGACUGGACUUCAACUCCCAGAAUGGCUGGCCAGGGGAAUUCUGGGAGUUGAAGUCCACAUUUCUUCAAGCUGCCAAGGUUGAAAAACACUGGAGUAAGCUAUUGGGAAAAAAAAGUGAGGCUUAAUCUGACCGGAAGAUAGUCAACAUUAAUUAAACCAUCCUCUACAGGGCUGUAAAAAUCUUUGCAAAAAUAUUCAUAGAGAUGUAUAAUUGCUUCAGGUUUGCAACUGUAGGAUGCCCUCUCGUAUAGAAAAUUCUUAUUGUGGCAGAACAGUUUAUGGCAGUCCUUUACAACUUUUGGUGAGUGUUUUUUAAUUUUUUUUUUUUUUAAACCCAAGACGAUGCGUUGUUUGAGCUCCCCAUCUCAAAGAUAGACUGUGGCUCAAGGGAUUUAUUUUGAAAUAUUUCCCAGUCUUGGGAGCCUCGGUUCCUCUUAUUCUGAACCAGUAUAGAUAAAAUUCCUCAGGGAUGGUUGCUUCCUACGGGGACUAAUUAAUUUGGGGAACCUCUAGCCUCCCCUUCCCCCAAUCUUUACAGAACUACAAUUCUUAUAAUUGUGGGUUUUGUGUAAGAAAACAACAAUGAAUCUAGUUUAAAGCUAGGCCUGCUGGAAGCUUGUGAAUCUGGGGGAGCAGAGGCAGAACUGUAAAUCAAACUCAGGAUGGUGCAUUCAGAUGUGCUAAAAUGAUCAAAAGCCUGCUUUUUGGAAUAGGGGAAGGAAGAGAAACACUUGUAUGCAUGUGGUGUUUCUCAUUACAGAGAAGGAACUAGAAGACUGAGUGAUUUUUUUUUAUAAAAAAAAAUCUGUUUCAACGCGUGAAAUUCAAGCAGUUAGCAAGUAGCAUAUUGGGGUGAAAUUCUGGUAGAGGAUUCUCCAAGAGGGAUGUGAAAAUAGUAUUUGGUUAGUGGUCCUCUUUGGCGUCCACCUCUUCUCGUCACCCUUUCUGAUCAGAGUAUAAGUAUCAACGUAAGGAUUGCCAGACAAUUGCGAACAGUUUGUGCUAUUGCUGUCUGACCCUUCUCCAAUUCCUGCGGUGUUGAGCAUCUAAGCCUGGGAGACAUUAUAGGAAUUGCCUGCAUUAUGGGGCCUCAAGGCUCAGGAGCAUUCUGGGAAAUUAAAUGGCAGCUCCAAUUUCAUGAUGGGUGUUGCUCAGCUGCUGCCUGUUGAUGCUGAGUCUAGAGGAGACCAACUUGAGAGCAUUUUUGUGGGGUCUCCUUCUAUACCUUGAUAUGAAACUGUCCUCAAUGUUUGGUCAGCCCAUGGUUGGGUGUCAAUAUCCUGUUCACCAUGGAUCAAUCAUGGUGGAUUAGAGGUGCUUCUGAGGACAUUCUUUUAUGUGAAUAGGCCAUGAGCUAGCUGAAAGGGAGGGAAAGGCAUACCAUCGCCUCUUAAAACAGGAGUCCAACCAUGGCAACUUUAAGACCUAUGGACUUCAGCCCCCAGGAUUCCACAGACAGCAUGUCUGGCUGAGAAAUUCUGGGAGUUGAAGUCCACAAGUCUUACAGUUGUGCAGAGUUGGACACCCCUGACUUAAAGGCUUGAAUAUAAUGAAACAUGAUGGUGCUUUCCAGGCACACCUGGAAAUUUAGAUUAUUGGCUGUUUGUAUCCACUGGGGGAGACUCAGCCCCUCUCCCCACUCUGAGACAUACACCCACCACUCUGUGAUACACACUCUUGAGAGCAAGUCCUACUCUCAGAAUUUCUCGAAAAGACUGCGCACACAUGCAGGCAGUGAAAACGUUUGUACAUAAAUCAGUAUUGCAUCAUGAUAUAGAUUGGAAAAUAUUCUUGAAUGUGUGUGUGGUGCCUUGAUAACGGUGGCAGUUGUGACUAGGCCGUGGGUGGGCAGAUAACUUUUGCCACGCUCAAAUCUAGUAGUAUUUCUGUCUACCAUCCUUUAUGCAUAAGCUACAGGGCAAGCAGCGCUAUGCAUUCUGACUUGGGAGCAACGCUUACUGACUUCUGUUGGAUUUGUUUCCAACAAAGUAUGUGUAGGACCGGUUGAUGGCUGAAGGGCUGCCUUUCUUAAGGGUAAAGGUAUGGAUGGGAAAGCUUAUUGAAUCUGUUGGACUUCCUUCAGAGGACUCAAGGGGAGGAUCAGCCAGUUAGUUACAGUUUGAAGGUGAAAGUUGUUGUUAAAAUCUAGCUAGGGAGGUGAUUUUGAAACUUAGUGUGUUUUGCUGUGCAAGGCAAGGGAGAGUUUGCUAUUGUUUUAAGGUCAGUUUGACCUAUCUGAUCUCCUUUCUAAGUCUUGGGAUUUUUUCUUUUAAUCCAGUGAUAACAAGAUAGAUCCUCUGCAGGACUUUGGCAGAAUUGGUUGAACAGCCAUGUGUAUAAGCUCAAUCUUGAAUGAUUGUGGCAAAACAUCUGCUGGUGACUUCAGCUGCUAUCCAGAUGUGCACGUGUGGGUGUAUGUGAUCUAAUAGGAAGGAUGCUUGUCUCUGAAUAAAGACUUUUUCUAAAUAACAAUACUAUGCAAAGAAGUUUGGAUUCUUUUUGCUGAGAAAGAGAAGUAAUUUUUUUCAGAUGCAGGAUAAUUGAUUUUUUUUUUACAUAAAUGUGGAGGCUUGUAAAAUAAUUUGUCACCUCCUUUCUUUUCUACUUUUUGAUAUUUUUCUCUGCUUUCUUGACAGAAGGUAAAACAGAUGGGAUCUCCUUUCUAGUAUUAUGCUUUGCUUGUUGUGACCUUGCGGUCUUUUCCAACAGAUGUGCUUUCAUUAAGGAAUGGGUUAGAAAGAUGGUACCAUCUGAAAAUAAUGAGGUGCAGAAUACACUGGUUAGCUGAGCUGGCUACAUUAUGGGAGAAUUUAUUUUUAAAUCAAAGAACUUUUUAUCAUACAAUUCAGAACAAAAUUCUAAAUAGGUAUGGAUUUUGUCACCAAUGAUAAAUAACCUUGUGGUCAGAAAUUACUUGAACAGUGGUGGGUUCAGGCUCUUUGGCUCAAGAAAGCAGUAGCCUAUCGCUUCUAAAUUGCCUGAUACUUAAAUCCUUUCAGGAUUAGAAGCAAAGGGAGCAGCUUCCAGUGUGGAUGUUCUCAUUCAGAUGGUUUUAAAUGGUAUGAUGGGAUAUAAUUUGCUUUGUUUUUGCUUUUUUGUUGUUGUUUAUGCUGCGUCUAUCCUUCAAAAGAAAGAUAGCUUUAAGAACAGUUUAUCAAAAGUUAGGAAUAUAUUUACACACCAAUUUUUUUUUCCCUCUCAAGAGCAUCCAUUCCCCAGAAGUGACAUGGUACCUAUAUUUGGCUGAGCAUUUUAGCCUGAUCCGCAACAACUCUAAACCUUUUGAUCAUAGGGCCAGUGUGUAUGGUUGGUUCAUCUGAAAAAAAAAAAAUUGUGUAAAAUGUCCUCCUCCCUAGCUCUUUGGGAUACUACUUUGGGAGAAAGAAAAAUUGCCUUCUGCUUCCCUCUGUUUGAUUCUUAAAGGGCCAAAAUGGGACUCCUGUGAUGCCUAUGGUAUGCUGAUAGGUUGGGAACGAUGGACAGUGACUUUCAAACCAGCAUUCUCAGUUGAAACGUGCUGUGCACCAAUCUUUUUUAAACUAGGAUACUUCUCAGGAUUAUUAUGUCAACACGUGAAGGAUUGCUCAUACUCCUUUUUUGUCUCUCAUUCGUGCCUGAUAUUUAAGAAACAAAAACAUCAUAGAUAAUUUAUGAAGUGUUUGGAAUCGUGUGACAAGACGUGCACAAGGUACAAAAUAAAAUCAUGUAGAGCGCCAAAUAAUAACUUUUGUAUCCCCCUCCUGUGUGUGGAUCAUCUUAACAUACAUAGCCCUUCUCUGCAGGGUUGAACAUUUUUUAGGAGUGCAAGCGCAGUGGGUCAGAAUUGUGACCCACCCAGGAAAGUGUGCUUUUUAAUUGGUGAGCUUUUUAAAAGCAAAUAAACUGUCUUUGGCGAGUGGGCGAAGUGAAACAAUAUCAUAUAAAAGCAUUGCUAAGAUCAUAUCUUACUCUGGGAUGGUGUACCUGAUCUGAAUAAUCUUGAGUGAAAGGAUUCAAGUGUGCCCAAAAGUGAACUCUGUCCUAUCUUACCUGUUAUGAAAGAAUGAGGUUUCUGUGCCCAUUGAAAUGGGUGGUUGUGGUCUGCUGGCACUGGGGUGGUUUUUUUUUUUUUUUUAAAGGCUUCUGUCAAAAUAACAUAACUUGCCUUAACUCAUUUCCUUUGCAAUGCGGAAUUCCAUCUUGGUUUGAAGUUGAUUUUGUAAGAUGAAGGUGCAUCGACUGUUCAGGUUUUGAAUGAAAUAUAUUAAGUGCAUCCAGAUUCCAUCCUGGAGGGAGAUACUGUGAACCAUGGGUGGCUUUUCUGCAUUUGAUGUAAUAGCCCCUCCUGAAAUUUCAUCACUUGGGUGAUUGGAUUGGGAAAUGGGUUUGAAGACUAGGAAUUUGAAUGCAUUUGAGGUGCAUUCUUUCCCAAAUCUAAUGGGAAAGAAGCAGCUAAGCUAGAAAUUAUUGUUUUCAGUGUUGGGUUUUCUCUGAUGACUGAUGGGAUUGGUGGAAAAAAAUAGAACCCACUUUAAUACAGAGGGACUUAGUUAACACCAUAGAAAACAAGAUGGCUUGAGCCUCAAAUAAUCUGUCUUUUUCCAUGGGGUUUGCAAACAGAAUUAUCAUUUGUAGUAUUUAUGCCUUUGGCAAUAUGAAUCUCUUUGAUUCCGUUUCUUGUUCCUAAUUUCAACCCUGAACACAGAUAAAACAUUUCCCUGUGAGCGAUUUUUAAGACUUGCAUUGUCUAUAUCCACACUUCACCCAGAGGGAUUUGACUAUGGUGGUUUGGAGUCUAAAAUCUACAAUCUCAGCAUAUCUGGAGGCUACGAGAUUGGAAAAAGCUGUCUAGACUUCCUUUCCCCCCUUGAUUUUCUUUCCUUUCCUUUUUGUAUUCCUUUUUGUGUGUGUGAGACCAAAAUUGGUGGUGCUUAGAUUUCUUGCUUCUUAAUUCAGUCGGAAUUAGAGGGAUGGGAGAUACGGAGUGCUUGGAGGUGUUUAGACUACUCGAGCUCAUUUGAAUUAACCCCCAGGAAUUCUGUUAAAUGGGCAUAUAGCUUCUGGAGAGUCUUAAAACGCUGUCCUGUUCUGCACAGUUCCCUGGAUUUGGAAGCCCAAAGAGUUAAACUAUGUUUAAAGUCACUAGUUCUUAUGAAGAAAUGGACUUGUACCUUUGGACAGAUAUAGGAAUGCCUCCAACAUGCUCCCUUGACAUCUCAACCAUCUAUUUUCUCUCAAGAUUGCUUUCCAUAUAUUUAUAGUUUGCAUUGUGUUAUUUUCCAAUUAGUUGUGCACAGACGAUUCUGUUCUUGCCAAAAUUCUUACUUUCAAACUUUCACAUCCCACACCCCCUCAGUAUUUUUCUUUAUAAAAACGUUUAUUGGAAAGCAUCUUGUUUUGUACCUCCACGAGUUUUAAUUAGCUGCAUAUAUGAGGACAGGAGAACAUAUUGAUGCAUCUUUGACUUAAUGCCCUCCUCUCCUCAGUUUAAGUCUAUUUAGAACUGGUUAUUUAGCAUUUUACUGUGAAGUUGGUUUCUUUUCUUUUCUUUUAUGAGAAAAAUCAGUUCAGGAAAAAUAUUUUCCUCUGAUUACCAUAAAAGACUGCCAAAGGUUUUGUUUUCUGACAUAAAGUCACCUUAACGCACCACUGGGGACUAUACAUGCCAGAGUCCUUCAUCAAAGGACUGGUUUGAAAAUGACAAAUUAAAAAAAAAACUUUUAAAAUCUUAAAAAAACAAAAAAAAAACAAAGCACUUUAUUAUGUACCAGGUGAACUGAUUCAGCUUGAUGGAACUUUUUCCUUUGUAACACCUUGUUGAUGCCAGAAUUUUUUGUAUUCUGUUUUGUAAGAAUUUAAUAAAUGCAUUGAAACAUGUGAA
Molecule: messenger RNA, 8962 nt
Organism: Crotalus tigris (Tiger rattlesnake)
Lineage: Eukaryota; Metazoa; Chordata; Lepidosauria; Squamata; Viperidae
Gene: MKNK2
Product: MAPK interacting serine/threonine kinase 2
Exons: 14
Coding region: 534-1931 (465 amino acids)
Biological process (GO): intracellular signal transduction; peptidyl-serine phosphorylation; protein autophosphorylation
Cellular component (GO): nucleus; cytoplasm
Molecular function (GO): ATP binding; calcium-dependent protein serine/threonine kinase activity; calcium/calmodulin-dependent protein kinase activity
Source: RefSeq, a predicted model, not a curated record